AUAUUGCUUUGCAUGGCUUUGCAUAGCAGAGCCAUGCAAAGCAGUGUUCUUACAGUGAAGCACACACACACAGCUUACAUUAAAACAGCACACAGUUAACCCUUUGAUCGCCCCACAUGUUAACCCCUUCUUGUCCACUGUCAGUACAGUGCAGGGGCGGACUGAAAACUUAUGGGGCCCCCGGGCAAUAGGGGAUCAUGGGGCCCCUGUGUCCUUGCCCACACUCAAACCACACCCAAAAAAGCCUAUACAAGGUACCAGGGGCAUUUCAUGGGGCCCCCUACUGACCCCGGGCCCUCGGGCAGUGCCCGAGUGCUCGAAUGGUCAGUCUGCCGCUGC
Messenger RNA from Staurois parvus, 339 nucleotides. The record is from the annotation of a GenBank genome assembly. NCBI's taxonomy places the organism in Eukaryota, Metazoa, Chordata, Amphibia, Anura, Ranidae.